GCUGGCGCGGCCGCUCCCCGCCACCGGGUGCCGGGCCCCUAGCCAGAACGAGACCCCUCCCUUCCCAUGCGGCCGCCCCGACCCCGGAGGAUGGAUUCUCUUAUGUUACCUUCCGCAGUUAGCCCCCUCCCUUCAAAAUAUGGGUUCCCCCCACUGACCCUGUGAUGCCCAUCCCUAGCUGGGGCGCCUGGAAAAUGGUGAAAUGGGGACUGGGCUGAAAGGUGGCCCGCGGUCCUCCACGCCCCAGCCUAGAUCAAAGGGCGUGGGGCUCCGGAGGGGGACGCGAAGCCUUCAGCCAGGCGUCCGAGCGAUUUUCAUUCACUCCAAGUGACACUCCCUUAAAAUUAAUAACUGCAUCUGGGAGGGCGAGCGAGUCCUCCCCGCUCCCCUUGCCCCCUCGGCGGCAGGGGCGCUGGCCCCGGAAAGCGGAGCACCGGGAUCCAGCCUGGGCGCCUGGCAGGGAGCAAUCGCCGAGAGGGGAGUGGAGAUGCGGGGUGAGGCCGGGUGGGGGGCCUCGCCGCGGGGGGAUCAGGUCGCUCUGGCGGAGCCUGCGCCCCCGGCGUGCUCGGGCAGAGAAUGGAGGCCCGCUGAGGACGGGAACUCAGGCUCCGGGCCUGGGACACAAUAAUCCGGCCGAAGGCGACAGGCCACACUGGACUAGGAAACGAGGCGCCGGGCUGUAAGGUGGGCCCGCGCCUUUUCUCCUGCCUGGCGCUGAUUCCCGCAUUUUUCGCUCGCGCCCUGCGCUGCGCGCUGCCUGUGCGCCUCCCUCGGCGCGCGGGCGGGAGAGUCGGGCGAGCGCCAAGACGGCUGGGCCCGACUCCCACUGGCGCCCCGGCUCCACCUGGCGCUGGGGCUCCGGUCCCCAGUGGCUCCGGCCGGAGGGAGAGAACGAGGAGGGAGGCUUGGAAACGCCGGGAGGAGCGGUGAGGCCGACGCCGGGGAAGCGAAUCGAUACUGCGUUACUGGACGCCCGUGGGCCUCAUGAGGACGGUCGAUUCCCUCAUUCGUUAUUCACGAUUUAUUAGGGAUGGCGGCCGCGUCUGUCCCUCCAGAGAGCUCGAUUAUCCAUCCGGCCAGCAGCGCCAUUCGGCGCACUGACGGUGGGAGGCUCGAGUUAGAAAUUAGGAAAGGAAUCUUCGCCCAGUUUUGGAGCGCCUGCCUCCUCUUCCCUCGUUGCUCGCAGCCAAGGCGGCCGCGAAGCUGGAGGCCUCGGGUGAAUGCUUUCGCCCUCUGGCCGGCGACCAGGAGACCUGCGCACACUGGCCGCCGAGUGACCCCAGCUCGAGCCUGCAGCCACACCAGCGGGACGGGGGCGGGGAGGAAGAGGAAGGGCGGAGAGACUUCCUUCCAGAGGGAGUGGUCCGAGAACCGGCGGGAGAAGGGCCAAGGGAAGAUCCGGUCACCUGCUCCGGAGCCUGCAGGCGGAGAGGCGAGUAGUUCACCGGCCCCGGAGGAAAGGGGACCCGCCCACUGUUCCCAGGCAAAUGUGUCGCCGGCAUCCUGGACUCUGCCAGGGAAGACGCGCUUCCACUCGCUCUGCAGGGAGUGGGGCGCGGGAGGGACUCCCAGCCAGCCGCCCCUCUCUGGCUACAAGACCCCGAACAAGAGAAAUCUGUAACAGGGGCUCUGCGGAGAUCUGGAUCCUACCCACCAACCACAUGGGCACCUGGGGGGCUGCCCCUCGGGGCAUUAUCAGCCAGUGGGAAGGGGGUUGACGUUCGUCGGCGGCCCAUGAAUCCUGGAGGGCUGCCCGAGGGGCCACCGGGGUCCAUCCACUUAUUCCUCGGUUGUUAAGCGCCAGACAGGAGAGAACCGCUACAGAGGAGUGUGCUAAGACCCCAUUACCCACUAAAACUCCAUUUUCAUCUUUUGUGUCCUGGAUGACUAGUCUCCACAUUCCUGGCCUUUCUGGUUUCUCAGGAGAACCUUCUGACCCAUCUCCUCCCACAUCGGAAGAGUUUCCUAGUCUUUUGUUCUACUGCUAGCCGACAUAGAAAGCACCUGUCAUGUGCCAGUGUCAAAUACUGCGCUAGGAACUGAGAACUCAAGGCACAGGAGCCUGGCUUUUGCGCGGGGCGCUCACAGGCCGGUGGGUGCAAACCCUGAAGGACACACAGCCUGUCCCUUUAGCGCCCACCGCUUCUGGUGUGAGUUCCCGCUAAGGGUGGGUGAGUACUGGGGUGGGCUUCCAGAAGAGGCCUCCUUUGAGCCGAGUCUGCAGAGACCAAGUGUCUAUGAGAACUGCUUAAGAGUGCUUUGCACAUUCUCCUCCACAAAGGUCGAGGCUCCCACUGCGCCCAGGAAUGCGCCUUGUCAGACAUUAGGCGCCCCUUGAUUUUGUGUUUGCAUCUCACGCGGUCCUCUAGCUGACAAGUGCAUCAGAAGAGUCACAGUGUCUGUCACAGGCUAGAGGCUCGCAGAGGACAGGAACGCGGGAAAUCUAGGCAAUUACCUUCAGCAUAUACCAAGAGCUAUUGCGAGGAUCAGAUCCCUUUAAAAACGGUGAUGAGACAGAAGAGGGCGGCUCCUCUAGAGCUUUCCGGAACGUCUUUACCUCUGUGUCCUUUAUACCUUUUAUCUCCCCCAAACAAGGUCGUUGGUCAGUUUCUCCUAUUUCCCAAUCUUCCUGCCCCACUUCUCUAUGUAGUUUUAGGGAGAAAAUGUGUUAUUUGCCUUUUUCUCUGAUGCUUCUCAUAUUAAAUGCGUCUAUUUUCCCUCUCUCCAUUGUCUUGAGGUCUUCCCCACUCACCCUGCCUAGUUCUCCGUCAUGUCCCUUCUCUCCCUGUAUCACAACAAUGUUCUCCCUUUCUCACCUUUGUUUCUCUUCAUACCUGUUUCUCUCUGUGUGUCUCUCUCAUUCUCUUCCCUUCCAAAUGUAGUAUUUGGAGAUUGUAAUAUCGAUUGAGACAGACAAUAGAAAACUGUCGAACCUC
This is a messenger RNA of Nomascus leucogenys (northern white-cheeked gibbon), 2936 nucleotides long. RefSeq lists its product as uncharacterized. The record is from RefSeq and is a predicted model, not a curated record. The coding region runs from base 1031 to 1621 and encodes 196 amino acids. NCBI's taxonomy places the organism in Eukaryota, Metazoa, Chordata, Mammalia, Primates, Hylobatidae. The transcript has a single exon.